Mesorhabditis belari is the source of this 2175-nucleotide messenger RNA. Lineage: Eukaryota; Metazoa; Nematoda; Chromadorea; Rhabditida; Rhabditidae. The record is from the annotation of a GenBank genome assembly.
AUGUCGGAGAAUGGCCACGAGAGUGAAACGAGGGACAAGUGCCCGAUUUGUCUAACUUUUGAGAUCGCUGAUCCCUCGAUUCCCGGAGGCUGUGGGAACAAUCCGGGGCACAAGUUUUGCUUCAUCUGUUUGCGAAGAUGGUACAAGAAUAAUCCGAACUGCCCUCUUUGUGGGACUCCGUCAACUUUCAUUCGCCACCGACUCUCGCAGAACAGCGGAGAUGGCAUAAUUGAACACCUUACCGAGCUGAAAAAGGAAUUUCUAAAAGAAAAGAUUAAAGAGGAGUCCGAGAAAGUGCCUCUUGAUGUGGAAAAACAACUGCUUCACAAAUACUACCUACAAGCCAUCAACAUGUCGAAAAGCCUUGAGGAAGCGUGCGUGAAUGGGUCUAUUACUAGGCUGGAACUUAAUAAAAAUCCAUAUUUCCGUCGGAUGGUCUAUGACCAUCAUUUGAAACGCGAGGACUUAUUUGAAAACGAGCAAAGACGGAGCUUUACUCCACAGAUGGCUCGAGAAAAGCUCGCCGCUGACCCUCACCUGCUACGGAAUUGGCUACGCAAAGAGAUACCGAUUUUUCUGAAUCGGCCAGUCGACCAAAUUGACAAUUUUGAGGGAAAAAUUGAGUACAUUUUGCAAGCCACACAACAAGGAUACAUUCAUGCUCCCGAAUUUGAAAAAGCUUGUCGCCUAACUUUUCGGGAAUCGCGCGAGUAUUUGGAUACGUUUUGCAACGAGUUCUUCGAUUUCGCCUCUUCACAAUACUCGAUGAACACGUUUCUCCAGAAUAGUCGCUAUAGAAGCCGUGAAUCUUCUCAAAAUGCAGCUCGAGGUCAGCAAGAAGUUAUUCAAAUUGAUGAUUACGUCCCGAUCGAUAACGAUGUACAGAUUGUGGACGAGGGACGACCAAAUCGAUCAACCGAGUACUCGAACUAUUUGAUUAGGCAACAACAACACUCAUUUUGGGCUCAACGCUUUCAACCGGGACACAUGGACUCCGAGAAAGAGGAAGGCGCCGAUAUCUACAUGUUUCGCCGAAUCCCUAUGCCUACUCCUAUCUCUACGGCGAACACUGAGGGUAUCCGAAUUCAAACGCAGCAUCCGCUUCUACAAGUACCCGCCUAUGAUCGCUUUGGGAUCUUGCUUAAUAAAUCUCGAGAAGCUCCUCAAAAUUUGGCAGAAGUUUUACAGAAUAUGCUUGCUGAUAAUUCAUCGAUGUUGCCGAGUACAUCAGGUUCACGGGAAAGGGAGCAUUCAUCGAUUGCCGAAGGGGAGAACUAUGAUCACAUGGGGCUUUCCCGCGCUGACACCGAUAUUGUGCGACGAUACAAAGAACGCGAGCGGAAACGUCGGAGGAAUAGAAACUACUCGGUGUCACCUAGUGACGAAGAUGCUGUUAAUCGAAGAGCUCCCGAAAGCCCACCACAAGAAUCUCUCGUUCGGGGCGAUUCGAUUUCACCAAUCACCAAUGGUACUCGUACUUGUUUGGAUACGAUCGACAAAAUCAAACGAUCACGUGCCGAUUUUCGGACUGAAGAUAAUACCACAAAGCGAAACACAAUAGCUGAGAAUUCCAACUUGUUAUCAACUUCUGGAUCGUCAACAUUGAUGGAUGUGGAUGAACCGUCAAAAUUGAGUGCCAAAGUGAUUGAACCACCACAAAUCGAGGAAUCGUUGGACACAUUGAUAGGCAAAGUGAUCGCAACGGCUCGAGGUGAUUUCGGGCGGAUUCGUGAGGUAAUCGAACAGUUGAAUGACCAGCUUCCGAAGACUGAAAAAUUUGCGUUGAAGAAAGUUUCUGAAACAGUGGAUGCAUCUACAUCAUACGAAGAAAAACCACAAGAGCCAAACAAUACUGUGCUGAAUUUGACAAGAAAUGUUGAAGAUGUGAAGUCGCAAACUCUCGUGCAAGCUUCUACAAAUACGGUAUUGGAUGCAGUGGGUGAUGCGGAUGAUCCAAAAGCUACAGGGCCUGAAGAGUCCAUCAAUAACAGGAAAGGACCAAAGAGAAAGGAGUCACCCAGAAGAACAAGAAGUGGACAGGCGAAUGAUGGAAAAGUCGACAACACACCGGCGAAGUCCGGCAGCUCAACCUCGACACCAAAACCCAAAGCGAUGAAGAGCGUUGUCAUCAAGGCGGAACCGGAAGGCAAGGCCGUCUUUACUCCGAUCGAUCAA